Messenger RNA from Chaetomium strumarium, 1917 nucleotides. Its product is annotated as tRNA synthetases class I, catalytic domain-containing protein. Gene Ontology annotation, cellular component: cytosol; methionyl glutamyl tRNA synthetase complex; cytoplasm. The record is from RefSeq and is a predicted model, not a curated record. Gene Ontology annotation, biological process: translation; glutamyl-tRNA aminoacylation. Gene Ontology annotation, molecular function: glutamate-tRNA ligase activity; ATP binding. NCBI's taxonomy places the organism in Eukaryota, Fungi, Ascomycota, Sordariomycetes, Sordariales, Chaetomiaceae. The coding region runs from base 1 to 1917 and encodes 638 amino acids. The transcript has 2 exons.
AUGAAGCCGGACGAGCUCAAGCCUCUUGAGGCCCUCCUGACGGCGGAUUUCCGCCAAAUCGAGCCCCGCCUGCAGGCGCUUGACAAGCACCUCAUUCUCCGCACAUACCUCGACGGCUACACGCUCGGAGAUAUCGACACCAAGAUCUGGCUGGCACUCCGUGGAAACCGUGCAGCCGUAUCCUUUAUCAAGCGCGGCAGUCUCGUCAACCUUGCCCGCUGGUUCACUUUCAUCGAGGAAAAUCACCCUGAGAUCCAGGCUGAGGUUAAGGCAAAAGAUGCCGCUGCGAAGGCCAAGGUUGCCGCGGCCAGCAAGGCCGGUGCGAGCUAUGCUCUAGCGCUGCAGAACGCUGAUCAGGGUGUUGUGACGAGAUUCUUACCUGAGCCCUCGGGAUACCUUCACAUUGGGCAUGCCAAGGCCGCCCUUCUCAGCGAUUACUUCGCGCACCAAGCGUACAAAGGGACAUUGCGCCUUCGCCUUGAUGAUACCAACCCGUCCAAGGAGAAGCAGGAGUAUCAAGACGCCAUAAUCGAGGAUCUCGCGCUAAUGGGCAUCAAACCCGACGCGGUGUCUUACACGUCGGAUUAUUUUGACUACCUGUACGAAAUGUGCGUCAGGCUCAUCAAGGAAGGCCAUGCCUAUGCCGACGACACGGACCAGGAGACGAUGCGGGAUGAGCGCUUCAAGGGCAUUGCUUCGAAGCGCCGGGACAGGACCGUCGAGGAGAAUCUACGUAUCUUCGAGGAGAUGAAGAAAGGCUCUGAGGAAGGUCUUCAGAACUGCAUCCGCGCGAAGCUUUCGGUCGACAACCCGAACAAGGCCAUGAGAGACCCAGUCAUCUACCGAUGCAACGUCGAGACCCCCCAUCACCGGACUGGUACCAAGUGGAAGAUGUACCCUAUGUACGACUUCGCCUGCCCGGUAGUCGAUAGCUACGAGGGCGUAACCCAUGCCCUGAGAUCUACCGAGUACACCGACCGGAACCCCCAGUACCAAUGGUUCUUGGAUACGUUGAAGCUUCGGCAGGUUUACAUGUGGGAUUUCGCUCGGAUGAAUUUUGUCCGGACAUUCCUUUCCAAGCGUAAGCUUGCCAAGCUGGUUGACACCGGGAAGGUUUGGGGCUGGGACGACCCGCGUAUGCCAACGAUUCGUGGUGUCCGCAGGAGGGGCAUGACCAUCCCGGCCCUGCGUGAUUUCAUCAUCAAGCAGGGCCCUAGCCGGAACGUGGUCAACAUGGAUUGGACGACCUUCUGGGCGAGCAAUAAGAAGGAGAUUGAUCCUAUCGCACCGCGCCACACCGCGAUACUGCAGAAGGACGUGGUCAAGGUGACUAUCACUGGCGCUGAGGCGCCAGCUCAACCGUACUCGACGGACAAGCCAAAGCACCCCAAAAAUAAGGAGAUUGGCACGAAGAAGGUCGUGUUUGCGUCCGAGCUGUUGCUGGACCAGACCGAUGCCAAGAGCUUCAGGGACGGCGAGGAAAUAACCCUCAUGGCCUGGGGCAACGCGUUUGUUCGCCAGAUUACUAGCGGCGAUCCCAUCCCCAGCCUCACUUGCGAGCUGAACCUACAGGGCGACGUCAAGACCACCGAGAAGAAGAUCACCUGGCUCGCAGCUGAGGGACAGAAGCUGGUACCCGCCGAGCUCUGGGACUUUGACUACCUCAUCACUAAAGACAUCCUGCAAGAGGAGGACAACAUGGAGGACUUUUUGAAUCCCGUAACCGCGACAAUGGACGAUGCCUGGUGCGAUGAGGCCGCUGCACAGUUGAAGAAAGAUGAUAUCAUCCAACUCGAGCGGCGCGGCUACUACCGGGUGGACAAGGGGCUGGACGACUGGAAGGAUGGUGAGGAGGGGCCGAAGGGCAAGCGGCUGGUGCUGUUCUGCAUCCCGACGGGCAAAACUGGGCCGAAAUAG